Molecule: messenger RNA, 570 nt
Organism: Mycosarcoma maydis (corn smut)
Lineage: Eukaryota; Fungi; Basidiomycota; Ustilaginomycetes; Ustilaginales
Exons: 1
Coding region: 1-570 (189 amino acids)
Source: RefSeq, a predicted model, not a curated record
AUGGGAGGCUCCGACAUCAAGCACGACUCAACCACGCGUUCUGGCACUGAAGCGUUGUCGACCUCGGUCUCUGACACACAGCGCCAAACAGAGACGGAUAUGUCGAAGGUGCACGUUUCCGAUUUGGCGCAACGGCUGCUACCGCAAGCGUCGGGAAUUGGCGAGUAUGCUAUGUUUGAUCGAGAUGCAGUAGCGGUGCACGCAUCGCCACGGUCAUUCGCCAAGGAUUUCGAGCGCGAACAGGUGCGCGCACUGCUCGACGUGUUCACGAGCGCCACAGCGCCCAGUGUCAGCACAGAGCUGCUCAAGCAACACGCCAAGUCCAUCACGCUCGCCACUACCGACUACACGCUAAGUGGUCCCAGAGGCGCACAACAUCCGCUCGAAAUCAUCACAUUGCACCCAUCCCAUGCGCACGCCCAGGUGCUUUUCGCUGCGCCCACAGCAACCUUGUUGCUCGUCUUCAAAACCGCCCCCGACACAGACGCGUCGUACCAGAGCAACGAAAAACAGGGCGUGUGGACUGCCGUGCGCUCGUUCGCGUCUGCUCUCUCGCAAAUCGGUCUCUAG